AUGUUCGCGGUGGACGUGCCCUGCAACUCGGCGAGCGCGGAAUAUGUCCGCGCCCUCGCCUCCAGCGGACGACGCGUGGACGACGUGUGGACGUGUGGACGAAGGCCGAAUCCAACAGGUAGAAAAGUUACCAUUGAAGAACAGUACUCAUUUGUAAACGUCCCGCCCAAAGUAGCACCUCUGGGGCAGCAUAGAAGCCGGGUCUGCUGCGGGGUGGCCGGCCAGGUAGAGGCGCGCGGGGAAGGCACGCAGGCAUGUGACAGCGGCGCGGCGGGCGGGAGCGCGUGCGGGGCGUCACGUGGGUGGAGGUGGCGGAGGCGGCGUUCGGCCUUCGGGCCCGCCGCGCCGCGCCGGCCGGCGCGCCUCCAGUGCAGCCCGCGCGGACCAGCCGAGCGGAGCGAAACGAGAGGCGGGCACCGCGUGUUGGGAGAGGCGCGAGCACCGCAACCUCAUCAGAUGGCUGUGCGUUACGUAAUUGGCUCACCGCGCGCUUUGCGACGACUCCGCGCGCGCCGAGCGGUUCGCGCCGCCGCCGCCGCCGCCCCCGCCGCCGCAGUCGCGUCGUUCCGUAUACGAGACAUAACCAAUUUUCUCACUUUUAUUGCUACAUAUGUGCUGGCGAGUGUCACCAAUAAUCGUCCAUGUUUCCGGCAGCGAGUGGUAUUGAUCCAAUAUGUAGAGGAGCAUCUUAGUGUGGCGUCCAACGCCUCCGGCUCUGUGGACCUCUGCAAUGAGAGCGUCGCUUCCCUCCUGCCCGCUCGCGUCCCGACUGCAUCGCUGUAUCGAGAGCCGCACUCGGCCGAGCGACUAACUCGCCCCAUCUCGCGUGACUGCGUCGCCGCCGGUGCCCGGCCCCGCCCGAUCGCCGAGCACCCCUCACGCCCACGCUGCCAGGACCUGCUUUGGAAUCAUGCGACCUGCGGCAGUCGAGCAAUGGCUACCUCCGAUGGCAGACUACCGUCGCGUUACUUUGUCACGUGCCCUGAACUUCUCGACCUUCUAGCUUAUUGA
This is a messenger RNA of Gryllus bimaculatus (two-spotted cricket), 1011 nucleotides long. NCBI's taxonomy places the organism in Eukaryota, Metazoa, Arthropoda, Insecta, Orthoptera, Gryllidae. The record is from the annotation of a GenBank genome assembly.